UUCCAAUUCCAAUUUCAUUUCCAAUUCACGACGCGCAUCAUCAAUGUUUAACACCAUGAAACUGCUUCUUCGCUUUGGAAUCGCUUUGCUUCUCCUUCAUUCUUCCCUCGCCUCCGACAUCCCUUACCCCCAGGCUAUUUCUGAUUUGAAGGAAUCGAUCGUAAAAUCGUUAGGGUUCACAGCCGAGGAUGAAUUCAAAAUUAAGGGUUUCGAUCCGAGAGAGGCUGAGGUGGGGCAUUCCGUGGAGUACCAAUUCGAUGUAGAGAUUGAUCACAAGGUUAUUCCCUUCAAGCUCCGCGAAGAGAUGAAGCGCUGGGACUACGUCGAUCUUCCAAUUUUCCAAGUUCAGGACCAAACCGGGUUGGUUGAGGAAAAACGGGUUUCGGGAAAUGGGUUACCCGUUUUGGCUCCGUUCCAGCUCGCUGGACCCAUGGAGCUUUGGAUUCAAGAUGCCAAGGACAUGAGGCUCUCUCUCCCUCAUGAUGUGGAUGCUGGCGUGUUGAAGAAAGUGAUUUUGGCUGAGGGUGCAGUGGUUACUGUGAAAGGUGCUAGAUCAGUUAGUCUUCGCCAACCCCUUGAUUUCCCUCUCCCAUUCAACCGAACAAAGAAUGGUUUUGCUGCUGGUCUUCUAACCUUGGCUGAGCAUCUUCGCCAAGCAUCUCGUGCCGAGGGUGCUCCCCUUCUCUCACUUAGAAUUGUUGGUCCUACAUCACUUGCAGCCCCUUCUUCAGCAUCAUCGUCAUCCUCUGAUAGCAGGUUGAAGCUCAAACGUCUUGCACCUGGUCUUGUGGAACUCUCUUCACCGUCGAAGAGCAAAGCAAUUGAGACUUUGUCUACUGUUGAUCUUGAGGAUGAAGCCCCCACGCUGCUUACUCCAACUCAGUUUACUACAUUGUGGCCUCUAGCUUCCCUUAAUGGAUCAAAUACUAACUUGUUGGGUUUGGAGAAACUGCUGCAUUCUGUGCUGGGUCCUAAGGCUAACAAGAAGGGUUCCUUCAGGUUGUUGAAGGCAGAUGUUUCUACUCAGACUUUUCUGAAGAUAGGUUUUGAAGCAGAGAAGAAGCUGAAGGAAGGAGAUGCUAGUUUGGAGGGUUUCCCUGAGUGGAGGACUAAGCCGGAGACAGUGAAGAUGCACUUUGAGGUGCUGGGUAAGGUUGAUGGUGAUAAAGUUAUACCAGAGAAAGUCACGCCUGUCACCCCUGUUGUUGUGGAGGAUACUGUGGCGCCAAAUUUACUGACUGGGAACGGCACAUUGUCAAAGACACCAAAGCUUGACCCUAUACCCACCUACUUCGCCUUGUAAUUUUGACAAGGGGAUUGUUGUGCAUACACCAAAAGGAAUUGCUGUAGAGAGAUAUGAGAAGAUAUUCUUGUUUUUUAUACGUACACAGUAGUUAAGAAACUUGUGAAAAUUUUCAAUUAAUGAGAAAUUUGUUUUAUUUGGCCACUAUAGAUUUGCUUUAGACGUCCACUUCUUUUUUUAUAACUUUAAUGUUCUAGAACUAUUCAAUUAAACUACUCUAGUUGAACAAUAGAUUUAAAAUGCAGGAUUUAAUGCUACUUCUUAUUAGUUAUAGCUGCAAAGGGUUU
Molecule: messenger RNA, 1590 nt
Organism: Abrus precatorius (Indian licorice)
Lineage: Eukaryota; Viridiplantae; Streptophyta; Magnoliopsida; Fabales; Fabaceae
Exons: 3
Coding region: 44-1303 (419 amino acids)
Source: RefSeq, a predicted model, not a curated record